UUCUCCUCUCACUCUCUCGUCGUCGUCGCCGCGAGCGAGCUCGCAGCCGAGAGAGCUCUCGCGCGAAGUUGCGCGCACCUUUCGAGUUUCUGUGAGUUUCCGAGUCGCGGCGAGAGAAAACGGGCGGACGCACGCACGAGUGGCUGGUGCGACGAAAUUGUGAAUCAGAGCUUUCGGAGCUUCCCGAGCCCCUCCUGCUUUUCUCUCUCUCUCUCUCUCUCUCUUUCUCUCUCAUCGUCGAGUGCCACGCGAAUAAUCCCGCGGGAAUCAUGGAGCGAACCGUGACGAAUUUCGCGGACGUCUACUGCGACCGCAACUACGUGCCUUCCGCAAUCGAGCACAUAGAGAGCUUGAAGUGGUUUGUGAUCGGAUUGUUGAUAGCCGGAUCGAUAUUCUUGAUUUUGACGCUGUACUUCGCGGUCGACGCCUGUUACAACGUCCUCGCGCAAAAAGACUCCAGCUUCUAUAAGGCGAACGUCAUCGUAAUCUUGUCGGUGUAUCCGGUCGCGAGCAUGUGCAGUCUCGCGUCAAUCGCAAUACCAAGGGGUCAGUUACUAUCGGAAGCGGUAACCCAAAUUUAUCUAACGAUAUCCCUCUAUCGACUCUAUCUCCUGCUGCUCGACGUCGGCCGUAGGAAGAUAACCGAGACGCCGUCGCUGAUACUGCGAGUCGGCCCAUGUUGCUGCUGGCCCUGUCUGCCCUUCCCGAGCCUCGAGAUGACCGACGCCAAUUUGUCUUGGAUAGGAAUUUUGGCCCUGCAACUUCCUAUCGUCCAGAGCACCCUUUACUUCGUAAAUCUUUUCAUGGCGGCGGAAGACCCGAUGAUCGCCAACGAAUACAGUGUGUACCUCCAACCGUUUAUGGUGACCAGCAUACUUUUUGGAAUAUACAGUCUCACCAUCAUCACGAAGAGCCUGCACGCAGUAGCUCCAGAAGCCAAGUUACAUCUCAAGACAUUGGUGUCGCAGUUGGUGUUGCUGUUCUCUAGGUUGCAGGCGGGUAUCAUCAUAAAAGGUCUACCCUCUACAGGCCUGUUUCCGUGCAACCCGCCUAUCACUCCAGAAGUCUACGCCAAUGUGACUCUCAACACAAUAAUGCUAAUCGAAAUGCUGUUCCUUUGUCUUGCUGCCCGGUACCUAUAUCACGUCGAUCUCGAGAAGAAUCAGAAGCCGGAUACGUCGGAUCGGUUCAGGACGAAUCAGACGGAUCUCUACGUAAUCGACGUAAACAGCAAGCAACUUCCAGCGAUUCCAAAGGACAACAACUACGUUGCCGAUCGAGCGGUGUGUAAACGAAGUUACAGAGCGCCACGAUCGAUCGAAAGUGCAAGACACGUCUUCUGGUCUCGGAAAACAAAUUCGACGGGACGAUAACGCCACGUUGCUGUUCGAGGAGCGUGAAAAUAAAGUUACAGAGCUCCACGAUCGAUCAAAAAUGCGAGACGCGUCUUCCAGUGUCGGAAAGCAUAUUGCAAAGGAUGAUAACAUUGCGUUUCCGAUCGAGAAGUGUGAAAACGAAGUUACAGAGGCCGUAAGGUGGGCCCCAGUUUUCAAAGCCUGAUAUUCAAUCGCACGCUCGCGCGAGAUUAACGAGGCACGAGCGAUGGCCACGACGAAGACGAAUCCCAUGGCCGUUUACACGCUUUAUCCGUCGUGUCAUCGCGUUCUCCGCGUCGCGAAGAGGAACGUUAAUAUUCCGAUAACGCGCGCCCGUGCGGGAUAUACACCAUAUAUCGAGUGUCUCCGGUCUCGACGAGAGAGAGAGAGAGAGAGAGAGAUGAACGUGCUGGAGAUAAGGGCUUACACGAGGACCGUUCCUAUGGCUUAUUAUUCUUUCCCGUGGACCCUUCGCCUCGCCUCGUUCUGCUCGCAUCGCGUGCGACAUUUUACAACGCGGGGUAACCUUACCCUAAAAGCGAAAACGUGAAAAGUUUCACAUGGAAAGUCUCAGAUUUCCAUAGUCAGAAAAAUUUCAUCAUUGCCAAAAUCAUCGAGUCCACGUGAAACUUUUCAUUUUUCACAUUCCUAUUCUUAGGGAAAUGUUCGAGGAGAAGCGCUAAAACUGACACAGAUCUUGUGGCAAUUUCUAUAUCCUCUGUUAUUGAACCGCGCAAAAAAAAUUCAGAUUAGCUGUUCUGUAAACGGACAUAUCUAAACUUUGCAGUGAAAUAUCAUUUCACAGAAUAGAAUUAAAACUAUCAGUGACUGUGGUCAGGUUUCCUCUGUUUUUUGGUUUAUUUGUUUAAGAUAGUCGGAAGUAAAAAGUCAAGAAAUCCCUUUCCAUAUAAUGAAAGAGCAAUAUACACCGUAAAAUUAAUAAAAAUUUUUUUAAUAUGGAGGAUUAAAGAUAGUUUAUGUAAAGAUAUAUAUAAUUUUAGUACUUUGAUUUUAUUUUAUUGAUAAUUCUUUAUAAGUGUUAUAGGUAUGUUUGUUUCGGAGUCUAGCUUCUAGAAGUGUUAAUUCUCAAAUAUCUCAAAAAAUAAUUAUGUGCAAGAGAAUAUAUAAUAAUUUUCGUAAUAUUAUUAUAUAGUUCGGUGGAGAAGUGUUGCCGGUUUGCAUCCAUAACAUUUCUAUGCGCAUAAAUUUUGAUUUUACAUCUUUAAAUAGGGCUUUUUAGAGCCCAAAAGCAAAAUAGUAUGCCGGUUUUAGUGCUUUUCCUCUACAUAAUCGUUAUUCUUACAGCGAACUCGUGUAUGCUGGAUUUAGAACGAACUUCCUAUAUGUUUCGGCAAAAGUUUGUUUUUCAUUUCACGCGGAUCACAUGUGAUUUUACGAGCGAAAGAGUAAGGGAAAAAAGACAACGGUUCAGUAUCGACUACGUAUUUGUAAUUAGUAUUAAUAAUUAAUUGUACUUAUAUACAAAGAGUUCACUGCUGAAGUGAACCGAAUAUUCCAAAGCUAAUUUCAUGAAAAGAAUUGUCUGAGUGAAUUCCACUUGAAUGAUUCUUCCAGCAAUCCUUUAGUAUGUGUUACCGUGCGAAAGUAUAUUGUGAUUUUAAGUAUUAUUAUUUUUAGUCUAGAGUUGAGACCGCAAGCACUUAUACAGAUACGAAGAAAUAAAGUAAAAAGAAUAAGAUAA
This is a messenger RNA of Dinoponera quadriceps, 3078 nucleotides long. RefSeq lists its product as uncharacterized. The coding region runs from base 270 to 1373 and encodes 367 amino acids. Gene Ontology annotation, molecular function: transporter activity. Lineage: Eukaryota; Metazoa; Arthropoda; Insecta; Hymenoptera; Formicidae. The transcript is spliced from 7 exons. The record is from RefSeq and is a predicted model, not a curated record. Gene Ontology annotation, biological process: transport.